Molecule: messenger RNA, 981 nt
Organism: Caenorhabditis briggsae
Lineage: Eukaryota; Metazoa; Nematoda; Chromadorea; Rhabditida; Rhabditidae
Exons: 3
Coding region: 1-981 (326 amino acids)
Biological process (GO): innate immune response
Molecular function (GO): protein binding
Source: RefSeq, a predicted model, not a curated record
AUGACAUCUCUCAAUAAAAUGCCCGACAUUGUUCUGUCCGCUAUAAUAGAAAACCUGGAUUAUCGAUCAUUAAUGAUCCUCCGUAAAACUUGCCACGAUAUUCGAAACUUUAUCGACGAUUCUAUUCCGGCGUCUUCAAUAACUGAGAUUCAACUUAAUGUGAAUCCUGAACAAGUAGUUUUGGAAUUCAUGUAUUCCGAAUCUGUGUCGCAAGAAAAAUUGUAUUCAUUAUGUGGUCAGGAAGCUUUUGAUCUCUUUUGGAAGGACUUUGAAAUUAUUCUAAAACAUCAAAAACUCAUUCUUAAAAGUUUUUCUGUAACUUUGGAGUACAGAAAUGGUCUCAAUAAGCUCGAAGCAUCAGUUAGAGAGCGUGUGAAUCUAAGAUUCCUGAGCCAAUUGAAAGCUCUUUUAGAGCCUCGAAGACGUCCAUUACAAGUUGAAAAACUCGAUUUAAUUAUGGGAGAUCAGGAAAAAAUCAUGUGUGUUCUACCGUAUAUUGAUGCAGAUAAGAUCAAUGAAAUCAUGAUUUAUCCGGGACCGAAAAGAGAAACGGUAGUGUUUCCAUUGGAUAAAGUCGUUGAAACUGAGCAAUGGAAAAAUGCGAAAAAGCUCGCAACAAGCAAUUUUGUAGUGGUGGAGCCUAUCGAGAAAUUCACUCAUUUUGAUAAUUGCCGCAUUUUUAUGGAUACGAUUUCUGUGGAGAUGAUUCAAAAAUUGAAGGAGAAUCUUCUCUUCUCCAAAACUCUCAAAUCCUUUGAACUCAAUCACCGACCACAUUAUCAAUCUCCAGAACUAACGCACAUAUUUCGGACUGUUUUCGAUGGGAGCUUUCAAGAUGACGUCUACGAGGACUGUUGGUUCUCCAGAAUUCCUGGGGAUAAUGAACAUGCGUUGGUCAUUCGAUCAUGCUACUACUCAUGGAUAACUUUUUCUCGUCGGGAAUGGUUUAUGAUUAAGCCGAAUUAUGAGCGAUUUAAUUAG